CCGGAGUGAUAAGCCAUCACUCACCUCUUCAGAUCUCAGCAGCGAGGCUACUAAAGGAGAGGGAGACACACAGAGACAGAGCAAAGCGGGCUGCAGAGCACCCAGACAGUGCCGGGUCCGGCAGCACAACUCCCUAGCAAGCUGCGGCUGCUCGGGAACUCGUCUUCGCCUGUCAUUAUUUUUGCCCAGGGGGCAGUGGCAGGAGGCGCUGUUUCAAGCCCAGCGCGCACGCUGCGUCCCUGGAGCGGAAGGCAGGGCGCUUGCCUUUGGGCUCGCUGGCUGCGCGGAGCGCACCGUUCGGCAGCCGGGAGCGACGAGCGAGCGGAGCUGCCAGGGCCGGAGCACGGAGCCACUCCAGAGGUCAGCACCGCGGAGAGCGCGCCGGCCCUGCCUUAGGCGGCUGAGCCCAGCCCAGGAGUCCGCGCUGCAGACCGGGCCCCGCGGUGAGCAGAGCCCGGAGUCGCACCUCGUGGAGCGCAGCCGGAGCGCAGCGACCCGAGGCUCCAGCACCCUGGAGAGCGCGCUGGGGGCCUGGGGGCCUGGGUUCAGCACCAAGGACAAGGCUCCGGGGUGAGCGCCCCAUGCCCCGGGCGCCCACCAGGGACCAGCACCAUGGAGAGGAGGCUGAACGUGAGCCCGGAGGCGCUCGACAGGCUCCUGGAGGAGCACAACAUGACCAGGGAAGAGUUCAUUGCCGCCUACGGCCUCAAACCCCUCGUCUACAUCCCAGAGCUGCCUCCCAGUGCCAAGGUUACCUUCCUGGUGCUCUACAUCAUCAUCUUCGCGCUGGCUCUUCUGGGCAACAGCCUGGUGGUCUACAUCAUCAUCCGGCGGAAAGCCAUGAGAACGGCCACCAAUAUUUUCAUCUGCUCCCUGGCGUGCAGUGACCUGCUGGUCACUUUCUUCUGCAUCCCUUUCACUCUCCUGCAGAACGUCUCCUCAGAGUGGCUAGGUGGCCCCUUUGUGUGCAAGAUGGUCCCCUUCAUUCAGACCACGGCAGUUGUGGCCAGCACCCUUACCAUGACAUGCAUUGCUGUAGAGAGGUACCAAGGAAUAGUUCACCCACUGAAGAUGAAGAGACAGUACACAAACAAGAGAACCUACAAAAUGCUAGGAUUCGUAUGGACGAUUGCAGUCAUUGUUGGGUCGCCCAUGCUGUACGUUCAGACUCUGGAGGUGAAAUAUGACUUUCUCUAUAAUAUUCAUCAUGUCUGCUGUCUGGAGUCCUGGCAUAGCAUUGAGCUGCGCCGUGCUUAUGCAAUCUUUAUCCUGGUGGCCUUGUUUCUGGUGCCACUCACGGCCAUGCUGAUGCUCUACUCCCGGAUAGGAUACGAGCUGUGGAUCAAGAAACGGAUUGGAGACUCUUCAGUAUUGAACACCCUGAGUCGCCAUGAAAUGGCUAAAAUAACAAGGAAGAAGAAACGAGCCGUGAUGAUGAUGGUUAUUGUAGUGCUGUUCUUCGCUGCGUGCUGGGCACCUUUUCACGUUGUCCACAUGUUGUUUGAAUACAAUAACCUGGAGGAAAGCUACGAUGAUGUCACCGUAAAGAUAAUCUUUGCCAUCGUCCAGGCCGUCGGGUUCUUUAACUCUUUCAAUAACCCCGUGGUCUACACUUUUAUGAAUGAGAACUUCAAGAAGAGCUUCGUGGCUAUUCUCUUCUGCAGUUUGCGGAGCCCUGAGCCAGCCGACAAGCAGGAGAGCCAGCAGCUGGAAAGGGCCAAAAUGGGACCCUCGAACUGUGGCAUCAGGAAGGAGGGCAGAAGCUUGCACAGCCACCUGAGUGCAGAGAACCUGGAACUGAGACUCUGUGAGCAGGUGCCAUCCGCAAAGCUGGAGUCAGUGCUUUCAGUGGCGGUCAUUACCUACCCCAUGGUGACCACCCAUAAGGAGAUACUGCCCAAUGGACAGUCAGCAUGAUUGCUGCUGACUUCAAGUACACACUGUGCUUCAUGGAUCAAAAUAACUUUGCUUUAGGGAGCAGUAUCCACUUUAAUGAAAACAAGCCACACUGAGUGCUUUAAUAUUUCCAGUGUUCUCUUUCGUCAUUGGUUUCUAUAUUUCACUCUAAUUUCCAGCUGCCCAGGUCUCCAUCUCAAAUGUAACCUGUGGAAUAUGGGACCAGGUAUGGAUGAGUUUCAGAGGAUAAAAGGCUGCCAGUUUUCCAAAGGGAUGGGGAGAGAGGGUGGUAGAAUGUUCCUUUUUUAAUUAUUGCUAUUUUAUUCAUCUUCCCUCUUGAGCUGAUGGUUCCAUCCAACCCCAAACAAAUCAGGUUAAUUGGGGCUGAACCAACAGCCUCCUUGUCUCCUUGUCUUCAGUAGGUGUUGAAGGUGCUUUGCACCUUACAGGAUGAGACGCGCACCCCCGUAAAUUAGAAGCUGGAAAUGCAUGAACCAUGGAAACCUAGUUUUAGGAACCGUCUGCUCUUGCCUGACUCUCAGACAUGGGGAUGGGGAUAAGACAGCAUGCUCUGUGCACAGGGCCUCUUUCACGGACUUUGCUCAAGAGUCCACGCUGCUAUCAGCUGCCUGAGCUGACAAAACAAUGUUGCAUCCCACGGAGCCUGCUGCUGCUGCUCAUACACUGGUGUCAGAUCUGUGUGAGGAGCUGGGAAGGAAAAGGUUUCUCCAGCCCACGAGUGUUUUUGGAGAUUUCAAAAUUUUUUUCCCAUCCCAAAAAGUCAAAAUCUCCAAAAUUUUCAUGAAUCAAAAAAAUCUAAAAUUCAGGAACUGUUGAAAUAUUUUGUCUUGAUCUUUUUUUCUAACAAGAAUAAUACUUCAUGAUUUAAUUAAUACCAAAUCUAACUAAAAUUUUACAUGCACAAAAAAAAAGCCUUUUUGAACAGAAAAUGUGUUUCCAAAAUGGCUGGCAAGUCCUGUUUUGACCUCUUUUCCAACCGUUUGGGAAAUACAAUUCACAAAUGUUUUGAAACGGGAGAUUCCUCAGCAGCGACCCUUUCCUGUGCACUGCUUCAGUUUUGACGAAUCAGCAUUUUCAAACAAAAAGAAGGUUUUGGCUGAAAAUUCCUGACCAGCUGUACAGAUGUUGCCCCAUUGACUUCAGUGAAGUUAUUCCUCAUUGCCACCUGGAUGAAAGCAGACUAAUUCUGAAUGCCCGUGAGGCUGUUGUGAAACAACGGGGGAAUGACCAGCUUGCCGCAUCAGCACAGACAUUCAUCAUGUGCAGGGAGGAAAGGCUGAUGUCUGUUUUAUACCAGAAGCUACUGUUCUCGUGCAUAUUGCUGUUGCACUUGCCUGCAUGCUCUACAGUCAAAAAUGUGCCUGCCUAGCAAUGCUACAUAGUAAUUACUGGUUUGAGGUGGGUUAAGUGUGUUGAGAUAUUUUCCUUACUGUGAAAAUUCACUAGCAUCCAUGCUUCUGUUGUAAAGCCUUUUCUUUCCAAUAAGAAAAAUUUGCUUUUGAAAUCUACAUGGCAUUGGCCCCUGAAGCAAAAGUCUACACAUCUUUGAAGCUGUUGUUGUUGUUAGGUCGAUUGCUACUCUGGGUUCUACGUCAGUUAUACGUUUGGAGAAUAAACCGUUGACUGAGAACACCA
Molecule: messenger RNA, 3552 nt
Organism: Caretta caretta (loggerhead turtle)
Lineage: Eukaryota; Metazoa; Chordata; Testudines; Cheloniidae
Product: pyroglutamylated RF-amide peptide receptor-like
Biological process (GO): G protein-coupled receptor signaling pathway
Cellular component (GO): plasma membrane
Molecular function (GO): neuropeptide Y receptor activity
Source: RefSeq, a predicted model, not a curated record